Amphimedon queenslandica is the source of this 1689-nucleotide messenger RNA. RefSeq names its product high choriolytic enzyme 2-like. Gene Ontology annotation, biological process: proteolysis. Gene Ontology annotation, molecular function: zinc ion binding; metalloendopeptidase activity. The transcript has 6 exons. NCBI's taxonomy places the organism in Eukaryota, Metazoa, Porifera, Demospongiae, Haplosclerida, Niphatidae. The record is from RefSeq and is a predicted model, not a curated record. Bases 88 to 1617 code for a protein of 509 amino acids.
UUGACGGCCAGAACAAACUAGCCGAGACAACUUGUACAACUCAUUAGAUUUUAGUGUAUACAGUAUAUUUAUCCUAUUUCCUUCACGAUGAGCUCUCUGUAUCGCGCCUGCUUGGUCUACGUGCUGUCCUUCAACCUUCUGGUCUAUUCCCUACCAGUCCAACAAACUAGUCGACUUCAGAGGGACGUUGUUCAAGAACCAGGUGAGGAGGGAGACCUCUUUGAAGGUGACAUUAAGUUGAUACAUGGAGAUAGGAAGAGACGUUCGGUAAUGCAAGACUUGCCCAUCAUUGCCAAACAGCCUGCUCUUAAUCCAUCAAUAUACAGUGGCACAUUGUGGCCUAAUGGCACAGUUUACUUUAAGUUUCAUGAAAAUAUAAGCUUCGAGAUUAGUCAAACAUUUUUGACAGCUAUUGGAAUAUGGGAGCAACAAACAUGCCUUGAAUUUCAAAGAGCAGAUGAAAAUACCACUGCAUACUUGCUGCUAACAGAUACGGAUGGAUGCUCCAGUUACAUUGGCAGAGUCGGAACCGUACAAGAAGUGUCCAUUUCAUCAUCUUGUCGAGGUGUGGGACAUGCCCUUCAUGAACUGGGACACGCUGUCGGUCUUUGGCAUGAACAUACCCGCCCAGAUAGAGAGAACUACAUUAAAAUCAUUUGGGACAACAUUAAGGAAUCUGCAAAAACCAAUUUCCAAACUUAUAAUCAUCCAAACUCAGCUGAUGUUAAGUAUGACUUUGGAAGUGUCAUGCAUUACCCUGAGACAGCCUUUGCUAUUGAUAAAAGAAAGCCUACAAUCGAAAUCAUCUACAAACCAUUCCCAUCUUGCAUAAAAGAAGUGGGGCAAAGGCACGGACUUAGUUUUAAAGACAAGCUAAGAGUUAACAAGCUCUAUGGCUGUCAAGCUGAAAUAGAUGAAUCUGGAGAUGAUCCUUGCCCUCUUCCAUCUCCUCUCCCCACAACAGCUACUCCAACUCCCACUCCUACAGUAGCAACAACUACCUCUACCGAGCUUCCUAAACCUACUCCAACAUGUACAGUCUCUAAAUCAUUUAGAUCAGAAACAAGGAUGACAAUUCCAUUUUCUGACACUAACUUUUGGAAUCUAGCAUGCCAUGGUGAAUACUGUCAGAAAGACAAUUGUUCAUCACCUUCAGCACUGACGCAUUACAACGAAUGCAAGGAGCAAUACUUUGUAAUGUACCUCGCAUUAAACAGGAAGAACAGAUACAUCAAAGAUGGCGAUACCAUUGCAAUGCAGUCAUCAAGAAGGACAGGUUAUUGGAUGGACUGCAGUAGAGGCAACUGCACUUUAACACAAUGUGCCGACAACACUGGAAGAAGCAUCACGAACUUCACAAGAGACAUUUGCAGUCAACACAAACUGAAAAUAUUUGCUGUCGACAAGAAGUUAGGAAAGCGAAUCCAAUCAACUGAUUUGGUUUACUUCAAAAGUGACGGGUCAGGGUCAGACAAGUACCUCAACUGCUUUGGAAAAAAAUGCCAACUUAUAACAGAAGGCAGCGACUGUAAUGAAACUGAUUACUCAGGAGCAUCAGGUUCACUAUGCUACAGGCAACUCUUUAAAUUAAAGAAGCAUGUAACAGAAUGCUUAUAGUUGGUGGACUCCAAUAGAAGUCAAUAUCACUACUAUAUGUAAAUAAAAGUGUUUAAUUUUAAUUUUUUUAUU